Molecule: messenger RNA, 2703 nt
Organism: Labeo rohita (rohu)
Lineage: Eukaryota; Metazoa; Chordata; Actinopteri; Cypriniformes; Cyprinidae
Gene: wdr53
Product: WD repeat domain 53
Exons: 3
Coding region: 71-1210 (379 amino acids)
Molecular function (GO): protein binding
Source: RefSeq, a predicted model, not a curated record
CGCGUCAUAACGCGGACCAGAAACGUGCAUCAUCAGCUGUCACACGAGUGUCUGCGCAGCUCGUAACAGGAUGUCGCGCAUAUGGACUGGCGGUCAUGCCACACCUGUGCUCUGUGCUGGAGUUUCCUCUGAAUCAGAGCAUGUGGUGGCAACCGGAGCAGAAGGAGGUGAACUGACCCUGUGGAGUCACGACGGAUCGCCGGUCUCUAAACUGCACGUGAGCGCUGAUGAUGAUGUCACGUGUGUCGCAUUCUCACCGUCGACACCCAGCGUGCUGUACGCCUCUCACGGACGGACAGUUAGUGUACUAGACACAAGGAAUCUGAAAGCAGCUGUGACAGAACUGACAGACGUGGGUGAGGAGGAGAUAAACUGGCUGUCUGUGAACGAGAGCGGUGCUGUGCUCGCUGUGGCGGAUGAUUCCGGAGCCGUGAGGGUGGUUGAUCUACAGCUGGAGAAAGUCAUCAGGACGCUGCGGAAACACGACAACAUUUGCUCGUCCGUGACCUUCCGACCUCACAGGCCUCAGAGCUUAGUGUCUGCAGGACUCGACAUGCAGGUAUUGCUGUGGAACCUGCCAAAGGUGCGUCCGCAGUGGACCUACUGUCUGCAGGACACGCAGGAAGAAGAUGCUCAUCCCCAGAAUGCGGGGCAGAUGUUCAACCCUCCACUCGCGCACUGCGUUGAUAUUGCGUCCUGCGGUAACGUGUUUGCCUGUGCUGCUGAAGAUGGCUGCAUCCAUCUUUUGCGGGUGUCUGAAGACUCUAGGCUCAGAGAACGAGGGAUGUUCAAGGCUCACAGUCAGGGAGCAUCGCAGGCACACUUCAUCAGCUUCCUGUCCCACCCGUACUGGCUGGCCACAGGAGGAAACGAUGGGCUCGUGGCUCUCUGGGACCUCAGUGAAGAUGCUUUGGUGGUCAAUGAGAGGAAGCGUAAGAGCCACAAAAAGAGACCUAAAGCCAGAGCGAAGGCAGUGUGUCAAGUUCAAGGAAGUGACAAAAACCAAAAACAACAGAUGAGUGGUGCGGAAGCAGAAGCUGGCAGUGCUUCUUCUAGUUCAGAGACACAUGGAAAAACUGUGCCAAAACUGUCUUUUAAUCAUGGUGAGAAGGUGAACUGGGUUUGUCCAGCCGUGUUGAAGGGAAAGCCGAGUCUGCUGGUAACGGAUCAAAGUUCCAGCCUAUCUGUGUAUUCACUGGAUGAACUAUAAUGUUUGGGAAUGCAAAAAUUGUAUUAAAUUAUGGCUUAAAUUUUGCCUUUCUCAGUCAUUUAUUGCUCAUCUUUUGGUCUGAUUUUGGCAUUUUUCAGAGUGACUAAAAUGGUUGCAUUUCCUGUGUUUUACUAUUGAGUUAUACUUUACUAUUUUAUGAGGCCAUGAGAGAGAAUUUGUAGAUGGCAGGAAAGAAACACAAUUGACCCUUCGCAAAAACCCGCCCUCCUUAGUUACUUCUGCUCUCUCCGACAAACAAUGCCACUCUCACACUACACAUAAUGUUCUCACAGAGUGAAAAAUACAUCAUGGCGCAGGGCGGAGACUGAUGACAAACCGAAAGACAAGACAGAGCAGGUUACUUCUGGUAUGAAACAAGGUCUCAGCUUUAAAAUGUUUGCGUGAAAUUCACACAAUAAAUAGAGUUUUGUGGCUCUUUAAUGUGUUGUGACAGAUCACUGUAUUGCCUUAUUAGAUCAAUCGAAACGUGAACUGAUUGUCUUUUGACUGUUUGCAGAAAAGUCAUGAAAUUUGACAAACUUGUUGGAGAGAUUAUAAAUAUACCUUUUUAAAAAAUUGAGGUCUCUAUCUCAAACCCUUUAGCACCACCAAGAGCUCAAAUUUACAUUUAUGAUUUCCAUUUUAAUUUUCAGAAAGUUCUAACCUUUACUUAAAACAUUUUAUUUCAACCGCAGAAAGACGUCAAUACACGCACACCCCCGGUUUCACAGACAAGGCUGAGCUGAUUUAUCUAAAGAAAACUUGCACUGACUGAUCUUGAAAUAUGUCAAUGCCCUUGUUUAGUCUCGAGAUGCACACCAGUGAUGUUUUUUCUAAGGCAUGUUUGUAAAAAUUAUUUUAAUGUCCUAAUUGAACUAUGGCCUAAUCCUGUCUUAUCUGUGAAAUCAGCAAACCAAGUUUAAGUCCACCAGUUAAUCUACUCUCUAGUCUGAUUUGUCGGACAGAAUGGUGGAUUAGGCAUUAUGAUUGGUCAGAUCACCUGUCAGGGUCAGUUGAUGUUGUAGGUCACUUGACAAUGAUAACAUGGUGGAGUAUGUAGUAUGCCCAGAUGGUAAAGAAAUUGUAUGAAAAAUGUAUGGAUACUACGAAAAGAACACCAAUGAGAAGUAGGAACAAGAGCAGUAGACCCUGGGCCUUAAUGAAUUUUGGAGCAAGCUAUCAGUUUUCCUUAUGAGUAAAAGCUGUUGUGUUGAAGUAUUCAUAGAACGUCACUGGGCGUGCGACUUUAAAAAAAAUAUUUAGGAGCACCAUGUGCGACUGACCCCAUCAGCAUAUUUGUGUUUGCGCUUCAAAUAGGAGCUUCAAAGGUUUCUGUGUGAUUUUUCAACGUUGACAGAUAUAUCUCACAAAUUCUUUCAUAAACAAAGUGCAGAGAGAGUGUAAAUAAGAGAUUGAUUGUGCAGUGUAAAGAGCUUAGUUGAUUAUAAUGGAACUUUGUGAUUUUGCAAUGAACUAAGAUGAGUGACAGCUUU